Molecule: messenger RNA, 1416 nt
Organism: Mya arenaria
Lineage: Eukaryota; Metazoa; Mollusca; Bivalvia; Myida; Myidae
Exons: 5
Coding region: 263-865 (200 amino acids)
Source: RefSeq, a predicted model, not a curated record
CUAUAUUGCAUGUUUCGUGUGAUUGUAACGAGAUGUUAUGAAAGUGGUUUAUUCUUUAAGCCUUUAAAGAAAAUUCCUUGCAGAAACAUCCCUUUUCACUUUACUGGCUAAAAUGAUGAUGUACUGUUAACUGAUACUGGAGGAGGAUCUCCGGAAAACUACCAACACUGACUAUGUAUUGGAGGAGAGAUCUUUCGGAGGCAAAAUCUACAUAAUACAGAAGUUUCAGUUUCUUUAAAAAACAUCUCCACUGGGCUGCACCAUGGACGCUUGUAAGAUACUCGACAUCUGCGGACUUGUGGACCUUGCUCCGUGUCCUCCCCCAAACACCAACAAUGCUUACGAGUUACUCCACAACGCCACACGUGAUCUAACCAUGCGAUCUAAUGUCACGAAGGCAAUUGCAACGCGGUGCGGAAUUUCGGAAGUUGUCAUGUACACUGCAGCAACAACACCGUCCGAUGUUGAUGGAAAUGGUACAUCCACUACCAUUGCAACUUUUACGACUAUUGAAGCGCAAUCGGAUUUGUUGGAUUUGAAAAUCCUUAUCGGUGUGAUGAUGUUUGUAGCCGUGGUUCUGUUGAUAACAACAGCUGCAGUUGUCGUGUGCCGUGCAAGAGGAACUUACAGAUAUGAUGUUUCCAGUGUUACGGUGCAGCAAGAGCACGCUGAGAUAUUCAUGACAAAACUAAUGAGGAAAUUAGAACAAGCGAACGGGACGAAAGGCAAUGUUAUAAAACAAACUGAAGACGGGAAGGGUGAUUCUCAAAUUGAAUACAAUCAUACUGACAUCAGGCUCUCAAGAAGCAGCUGUUCUUACACGUAUGCAAGUGUACAUAAAGCGUCUAACAAUUCAGAGUUGUAAAAAAAAUAAUGUUGUCGUUAUUUAUUAUGUGUAUAUUUGCAUGGUAUAUACCACUGUAUAACCAAGGUAAAAAGGCUUGAUAAUAUAUAUUUGUUAUGUUUAAUGUCAUUUUUUUAAAUUGGAAGAAAUAUUACAGAUUAAAUAUUACGAUAAGAUAAUCCAAUUAGUCAAGUUAUGUAAAUUACUAGAGUAUGUUGUUGAUAAACCUAAUUUGAGAAAUGUCCAUAAGCAUUUAUUUGUUUGACUGUUUACAUUAUUUUUCGGUAAUAUCAUAUGUAAUUCUCUAAAUGUUACUCAACCUUCUGUUAACAUCAUUCAUAUCUAUAGAAUACUUAUUUAUUUAUAUGAUUAGUAUAAAUAAUGUUUGAAACGCCUCAGUAUGAACAUCUUAUAUGUUCUGGUGCUAUUUUUGUGAAGUGUUUUGUGACAUGAGUUAAGAUGAAUACACUUAUAUACUUCUCGAAUGGUUCAUCUCUAGGACCUGAAUUGAUGCUUAAUGCUUGUCUGCUGGAAUAUAAUGUUACCUUGACAAAAUAAAAUAUAAUAUUAAU